This is a messenger RNA of Ornithodoros turicata, 19901 nucleotides long. Its product is annotated as L-asparaginase-like. Lineage: Eukaryota; Metazoa; Arthropoda; Arachnida; Ixodida; Argasidae. The record is from RefSeq and is a predicted model, not a curated record. The transcript is spliced from 17 exons. Gene Ontology annotation, biological process: amino acid metabolic process. Gene Ontology annotation, molecular function: protein binding; asparaginase activity. The coding region runs from base 354 to 2534 and encodes 726 amino acids.
AUACUAAUAAUUGUGCUGUGAGGGGCACGGUGAGGGCAUAGGUUGAGGCUAUACAGAGGAGGAACUGGCACAUAGAGGAACAUGAGUAAAGUAGUACAGUUUCUAUUUUCCCCAGCGUUCUCUUGAGCGGAGCGUCUGCCGUCUGCCAAAGAUUGCAACCGUUACAACCCCGAGACGCAACAGAAAGAUACGCAUGGUUAUCUUAUUCCGCGUCUGUUUUAUUGCGCAUUUUUAUAACGCGAACCAGCCGCAACAUUCAAAUUGCAGAGAGGGGUUAGUAAGAUUGGCGCUAUUGAGAAUGCUAAUCAGAAUUUGCGCAGCAUGUUGCGGCAGAGUGCGCGGCAGUCGCGAAAAUGUCGGACAAAAUAUCGGAGAGUGGAAACCGAAAGCUCUCUGCUGAAGAAAGUCUUCUCCAUGCCGGCGAUGAGCCCAGAAGACGUCGUAGUAGCAGCAGUAGCAGCAGUAGCUGCAUGGACACUUCGUACGAACCCAAAACACUUCGCAAGACCGACGACUGUAUGGUCAGCUCGGACGCAAGCACGGCACUCGUUACCAAAGUGCUGGUGCUGUACAGCGGUGGCACCAUUGGUAUGGUACGAGACGAAAACGGAAUACUGAGGCCAGAGCCACAGGUCUUGGAGAAACGUCUGCGUAGCUUUCCACAACUUCACGAUGCCGCUUAUGCCAGUGCCAACUUCUCCGAAGCAGAGAAACAGCCACUCAUUUUACCGCGAACCGGCGACCCACAUCGUGUUGUGUACACGAUAUUUGAGUACCACCCUCUACUGGACUCUUCCAAUGCUACUAUGGACGAUUGGAUACGCAUUGCACUUGACAUCAAGGAAUAUUAUGAACAGUUUGACGGCUUUGUGGUUCUCCACGGGACAGACACGAUGGCUUACACGGCUUCGGCAUUGUCUUUCAUGCUGGAAAACCUCGGCAAAUCUGUCAUUAUCACAGGUUCCCAGAUACCAAUCUUUGAAGCCAGAAGUGACGGGAGAGAAAACCUCCUCAAUUCCUUAGUGGUUGCUGGUAACUACAUCAUACCUGAGGUGACACUACUGUUCAACAACAAACUGUACCGUGGCAACCGUACAAGUAAGGUGAGCGCCAGCGACCUGGAUGCCUUUGCCUCCCCCAACAUGCAGCCAUUGGCAACUAUCGGUGUCAACAUCGAUGUGAACUGGAAAUUGGUGUUUCAGCAGUCUGGCUUGGAGAAGUUCCGUGUUCAUUCGAAGUUGAACCGAAAUGUCGGCCUUUUGCGACUGUUCCCCAGUAUUACGGUGGAAGUGGUAAGAGCAUUCUUGACACCCCCUAUUCAAGGGGUGGUGCUUCAAACCUAUGGGGCAGGUAAUGGCCCCACUUCACGCAGAGACCUCCUUGACGAAAUCAAGCGGGCUUCACUGCGUGGAAUCCUCAUCCUCAACUGCUCCCAGUGCGCCCAAGGACGUGUUGAUGCAACUUACGAGACUGGAAAUUUGUUGUGCGACGCUGGAGUGAUCCCAGGGUCUGACAUGACUCCGGAAGCUGCCUUGACAAAGCUCAGCUAUGUAUUAAGCAAAACAGAGUGGUCCUUGUGCGUGAAAAAGCAGAUGCUACAAGCAAACCUGAGGGGAGAGCUGACAGUUGCAAAGCACACCAAGCUGGACGAUUUAGAUCUCAUCACAGCAAUUGCCAAAACCAUGCAGAUAUCAUCUGCAGAGGAGCUUGAAUCCUUGCAGACAGCGUUGUACCCUUCUAUUCUGUGCUCCAUCACGGCAAAGGGGGACCUUGAAAAGUUGGAAGUCAUGAGGCAGUUUGGUGCCUACCUGUCGGCAUGUGACUACGAUUUCCGCACACCUCUCCACAUAGCAGCGUCCGAGGGAAACGUGCAGGUCGUGGAGUACUUGCUGCGGAAAGGAGCCAGCGUGCACAUGCGGGACCGUGAUCAUAACACGCCCCUUAUGAGUGCCGUGAUCUGGGACCAGCACGAGGUCAUCAAGCUCCUAACUAAAGCUGGAGCGCACAUUAGUCUUACCCCCACACAGCUUGGUGAUGCGCUCUGCACCGCUGCAAGGAACGGAAACGUCAAACGGUUGCAGUCGUUCCUGCUGGCCGGUGCAAGCCUACUAGAAACGGACGCAACAAAGAGGACUUGCAUGCAUGUAUGUCACGAAGGAACUGUGGCCAUGAGCAGCGUACGGACGUGGAAAGAUAGGGAGAGGACAGCAGGAAGGAGAGGGAGACAAGGGGAUUCGUGUACACCCUGUGCCGAAUUAGGGGGAAAUGUGCAGACGUUCGUCUGGAGAGCCUGCCAGACAGGAAGAUGGUGUAGACAAGACACCAGCGGUGGACAAGCAUGCGAAGCCAACCAAGAAAACGUUCUGCGAUUCCUACUAGACUCUGGAAUCCAUGUGCAGUCAAAGGACCUUUAUGGACAUACACCAAAAGAAGUUGCUGAACUGCUGAGUCAUCAGCAUCUUGCAUCCCUCAUAGACAGUACAUAUGUGAGCUCGAGCAGCUCGAGCAGCGUGAAUUCAUCUUACUCGCCAUGAAUCUUUCGUAGAACAUGCUUCCUUUGCUUUCACAGACUGCUUUAUUUGCUCCUAAGCCCCACUAACGGGAAUGUGGUGAAAGAGCACGGGACAAAGGCGCAGUGCGUGUGCAUCGUCUCGCUGCUUCGACCAAGUUGACUAUGAAUGUUGAAGACUGUGUUAAAUGCACACUUGUUUUUACCUUGCAACACUGCGAAAACCUGCUCACACAACUGAAGAUCAAAGCAUGCUGUGUGAGCAGCAUACUUUACGGUCUACUUAGAUUACAAUAUUCAAACUGUUCCCUGCUGAAGUCAACCAUGUUGGAAGGUGCAGGGAACAAUGGGUGACAGAGCUCCGUGGGAAACCUGUACGAGGUUGGGAUUCACGUUACAGAGGCAGUGCUGGCUGUGGAAGUUGUUGGGUCCUGCACAGCCUACAGGUUAUGCCCCCCCCCCCCCCCCCCUUGGUGGGGCCCAGACCCUCUAAAGUAUAGCCGCCGCAACCCCCCCCCCCCAUCACUAGCCAUCUUUCAUGCCAUCUCGGCAUACUACUUGUGUUCAUUGUUGCUUCACAGUCUCUUUCAGUGAAGGCUCAUUGGCUUUUGUACGGUAUCAAUUUCGUCAAUCUACCUCACGGAACAAGAAUUCGGGGGACAACUCUGAUUGAACGGUUUUGUGUGCAGCUCACUAAAAUCUCAAAGCAAGAAGUGUCCCACAUCGGUUGGUGUGACUGAUGCUUCUGCAAUGUUUUGUAACGGUACGGAUAAUGCUGAACGUCAUCUUGUUUUUUUUAUUACUGUCUGUUUUUAUGUAAUGCAGCUACAACUUCUCAUGUUGUAUUUGACUGUCAUCUUUGUGCCAUACUAUUUUGUUCCUAAAGAGCAAUGCUUCAUUAAGCUCACUCAGGAUAAUUGCAUUUCAACUGAGUUUAGAAGCACCUUUUAAUUUUCACCAAGAUUUCAGCUCUUGCAUACUACGCAUGCAGGAGCAGUUCUCAUUUUUGAUUGUUUCAUAUUCAAGCAUAACCUCAUUUUGCUUACAAGUUAAAUUGUUUGCAUUAGUCAGUCAAUUCCACGAAAAUGAAUUCGAAAGGUGUUAUAUAAACUAGAUAGCCACAACAUGAAUGUGGGAAUGUUCAGAUUCGGGUACAGCGUAGUUAUGCUGUUACUUCAGUGCCAUCUGUCAGUCUACCUUUGCAGCAUAGCAUUUAGUUAGGUGUCUUUUUCGGUGGCUACGAAGCUAUAAUUUAUUUGAUCUUUUGUUAGGCUUGUUUUUUCAGUACAUGAUGCAUUGUUAAAAGGGCACUAAAGUGUAAGAAUUGCUCCUCACAGAAUGAAGGAUGAUGUUACCUAGACAGCAAAAGGAAGCAGGGAGUCAUCCGUUGCACCGUUCGGGAUUUACGAGAGAAAGAACCUGUAUGCUUUCCCUUUCCUUCUCGAGAAGGCAAACAAUGCAGAGCACACUCUCAUUGGUCUCAGCAAAUUCAACAACAGUGCAAUGGAUGAAUCCUGUUCCUUUUAUGUUAAGGUAACUGCAGCUUUCAUUCUGCGAGAAGAAAUUUUUGCACUUUAGUGCCUCUUUAAUAAAGCCGUACGUUGUACAGGUCAUGAAACUUUGUAAUGUUGCAGUCAUGGAAAGCUGAGUUUUUUGCUGCAAAGCACAGAGAUCUGCUGUUUUUCUGUUGAAUGUUUACAGCUGAGAAAUUGUAUAACUUAUUUUGUUAUGCGUCUGAGACACACUUUAUUGAAAAAAAGCUGUGUGAUGGAAUGGACUCGGAUCCAUUCCAGUUUUUUGUUUAGCAGCUUCCGUGAUGGCUGUGUAUUUUUCUAUGCUGUGAUCUGCGAAGUACAUCAUGUGAAGGGUUGAGUAUGUGACAUUUUAGCAGCCUGAUUUUAAAUGAGAAUAAUGCCACAUUUACUCUGGUACGUGUACCCCAGAUGUAAAUCGUGGUAGAUGAAAGUGCCACAGUAUGUAGAGGAUGUGUACAGGAAUUAAUCUUGAUUUUUAUCUUGAACAGAGGGAUGCUAUCAAUUGCAAUACCUUCUGUAGUGAUGCCAGUGACUUUUGCAGUAGCAGGAUGUCUGCACAUUAACCUUCUGUUUGUUUCUUGUAAUGAAGUUUCGUUGUAAUUUAAGCACAUACUGUCCACUGUUAGCCUGCUGAAAUCGCAUAGGUUCAGCAUUUUACCUAAAGUGACAGUAGUUAGCCCUACAGUUGCGGCACAAUAUUUUGAUGUCCAUCGGCAAAACAAUAAAGCUGAGACGAAUGCCCAUUUGUGUGCACUGUCUUUCUGCCACGGCUACUGAUUCCCUGCAGCAGCAGUCAUAUGCGACCAUCGAAGCUCCCUGGGUGGCCUGGUCACAUUUUGUAAUGAUGCACUACAUUGUCUCUUUCUGCGGAUGAACACAACAAGGGCGCGCGCCACUAUAAAAUGCCCUGCUGACGUCGUCACUACGGGACUUUUCGCAGCAGCGUUCGUUCGUCCGGGGUGACGGCGUUUCUGCGAUAAGUUCCCUCCGGCGGACCACCCCAACCGUUUCGGCGCCUCCUGAGGCUGCCCCGACAAAGGGAGUGAGUCUUGGUCGGUGGUAAUGUUUUAAUUGUCCUAGUGGUGAUCGCUACUUGUACAUAAGCACUGUAAAUGACUCAUUAUUUAUUGCAUGGGGCGCUAGACGUUCCUAACAUCAUUGUAUGUAGCUCCAUUAAAUAUCGAACAUCAUCAUGGAAGCGUUAGCGUGGUGCGUUACUUUCAUAUUACCUUAUUUUCGCUCUGUCCAUGACCCAAUUCUAAUGUUUUACGGUUAACUUCCUUGUUCGAAAGAGGUCAGGCGUAACUACGCAGAACGUAGCUAAGCCUAGCUCACAAAUCAAACAUGGCGGACAUAUCCGCCAUCUUAGUCUUGACAGGUUAGGCCUAGUCGUUCAAAGUGCGACGUUUUCUGUUACUUUUUUUUGCGUUCCAUUCGCUGUGAAUUUCGAGGGUUUCAUGUCCAAGUACGGGGAAGUUGUUCUUUUGAUCAUUUGAUCCUGCGAUGACGUGGCUAUAUGAGUAUACAUUGCAGCUACUACGUAUGAUGUUUAAUUCAAAUUUACGUACGCGGUCGUUCUUAACAUAGUUUAAUGUUUAUCACCGUGUCUUUAUCAUCGUGUAUGUGUUGAUCGCAAGUAGCAAGACGCCUGGUUUUUGUUUGUAUACAGCUAGUCGCAAUGAAUGCUUCGAAAAUGCAAACGCAAGUAAAACGACUUUUCAUCGGUCAGUCAUCGCUGUACAUGAUUUAUGCAUUUGUUCUGUUGCGUACAGCUUGCGAAGCUGCUCUCUUCAGCCCCCUCGUGUUUUCUUCUAGGUUACUUCAACGGUGUGGUUUACUCUAGACGAACUAGACUACUUUCUGCCAAGAAUAUGAAGUACAAAGGGAUAACAAACAAAUAUAUGAUGGAUUUAUCAGAAUUUGCGAUGGACGUGUCUCAAAGGAGCGAAGUUCUAGGAGAUCUGGAAGGAAAAUUGAGUCAUUUCGAAGCAGGGAGUACAUUUGGUGUCAAACAUCUUUUGACAAAAGCAUUGAAGUGGUCAGAUUCUCCAUCAGUUUUUGUGCACACUGAAUGAAAUAUUGUCAAGGCUCGAAGAAUAUCAAAUUCAACACUGCAAAUGUUUACGGGGAAGCUGAAAGCACAAGUUUUUCUUGCAGCAACAGCAAUUGAAGCAAAAUCAUGCAAAGAAAUAUGUGAAAUCUACCAGAGUUAUUACAUUUGAAACAUGCCGUUUUCAAGGGGCUCUGUCUCUAAAGAAAUGUGCAAGUGGUCAUUCGAAGAACUGUUUGGAAAAGGCAACCUCGAAAGAAUUUUUUUUUGCUCAAGUUUGAAUCUGGAGGAAUUUCUAAGGAGUACAGAACAGAUUUGUUAUGCGCAGGGAGUACAAAAUGACUUAUUCAGUUUUGUGUCUGAGAAAUGUUUGUUGCUGCUGCUGGAUCAUUUCAUUGGGAGGUCUAAUAUCAACGUCUUUUCUCAGGUUAUACUCGAAAGUACACGGUAGAAUCAAGUUUAUUAUGCAGCAAUACAUCGGUACAAAUGCAAAGUUAUCUGUUGGAUGGAAUUCACGAAAUGAGCAUAGCACUUCCGUGCAUUGAUUCAAGAACACUUUGAAGAACCCCAGAAGCAGAAAGGAAAACUCUACUCGAAAGGGGAUAUUGAGAUCUAAUACAGGGAUGACUGGAUGGUAUAUUCUGCCCCCGUCAGCAGAGACUCCCUCAGGUUGCAUAAAUCAAGGCCCAUCUGCUCAGACCUUCGCGUUCCACUGCUGGCGGUAUAUCCUAGAGCAAGUUCCGCCCUUGAAAGCAGGGAGUACCCUACGCUGUUCACCUACCCUUGUUGAAUUUUGUUGGCGUGAUUGUUCAUGUUCUAAUGCGAGCUGUCCUUCCCCAGGUUACACUGCGUGUUGCGCUCUUGACUGGGUAAUCCAAUACACAGAUAAUAUAAAUACCACGGAAACACCUUUCAAGAUUGAGGUUUGGAGCCCCUGAUAACCAUUUGAGGAAGAUGAAAUGCACAGUUGAUGUGGUUGAUAAUGCCCUGGUGAAGCCAUAGAUGACAUGGGAAACAGAAAGCCUUAGAUGAAAGCCUUAUCAUUGAUGCAGGAAGUAGAAGCGUAUCUUUUAUACCAAGAAUCCGUACCUGAAACUCUACAUUACUGUGUCUUACAAAGGAGUAGUUCUAGGAAGUACAGUACACUUUAAAGCGCUUCUUAUGCAAGAUCUUUACACAGUCUUAUACGGAAUGCCUAUCAAGAUGCAAGGGCCUGAAGAAGUACUGUUUAUGAAACAACGCUAACACUUACCACUCUGCAGGUCACUCUGAAAAGUCUGCUGGUAGCAACGGUCGGGAUGUUAAAUAGUCUCCAAUUUUGCAACUGUUUGCAUAAUCCUUGUCUGAAAACGGAGCCGUGGGGUUGUAUUGCAGGAAGCACCUGUCCAUAGCAGGGAGUACCCACUUGAUUUUUUUUCUCUGGUAGAAUUGAGUUGCAGGAUGUCUGCUCGAAGAGAGAUUCUCAAGUUCUCAGCUGGAAUGUUUUUCAUGAAGAUAACACAUGAAGCCAUCUAGAUUCAGCAUGCCAAAUUUCAGUUCUGUGCAAGAAAAAUUUACAAAACUUUGGGCUGAAGAUGUCUGUUCGCACGAUUUUGCUUUUCCAGAGGUUUUUACUGCUCCGAAAGAUCGAACCUGAUAUCUAAAGAUGGUCGCGUAAACUCCACAUGAUUUGUUCCCAAGACCUUACAACACGAUACUUCAACCUUGACGCCGGUUAGCCAUCCUUGCAAGAUAAGCCGUCACACUGUUUAGUUUCUUGGCUGGUUUAUACUUUUGUGCCCGUGAGUAAACAUGAUAGUGGUAAUCAAGGUUGUGGAUCCUUUACAGCAUUUAAUCUUGUACGUGCAUUGCCAUUGUGUGCUGGGGGGCUUGGGGGAGCUCAUGAUUGGGUAGCUCUAGUUUUCCAGAACAUGGAAGUGGCAUUCGACGACAACAGAUCGUUUCUCGUGGCGUGUCCAUUGCAAGGGAGGUGUCCCUGUACAGCGAAUCUUUAAGGCGGCCUCAUCGUUUUCAAAUGCAAGGAAGUGUCUCUUCUCAAAUGUGAUUGGUUGGGGCGUGUUUGGGGGGUCUGUUAAUAAUUGUUUUGCAGCCCAGAGAUCACCUCGAUGGCGUGUCGACCCGGUCUUGUAAUGUCCAUCCGAAACGUUCGAGGCGGUGCCUUUACAGAGGUGGGGGAAAACCAAAUCGAGCUUUUCAUGUCUUUCAGAAAUAAGAACUGAUCCCUGUCAGAAGAUCCAAAAUGCACACACGCAAAACACGGAAGUAAUCUUUCCUAAUAGUUCUCUGGUGUUUGUGGGUCGAAUCUUUUAGGGAGACCUCAUCGGUUUUCGAAAGCAUAGAAGUGUCUCUUAAGUGUGAUUGGUUGGGGCGUGUUUGGGGGGUCUGUUAAUAAUUGUUUUGCAGCCCAGAGAUCACCUCGAAGGCGUGUCAACCCGGUCUUGUCGUGUCCGUCCGAAACGUUCGAGGCAGUGCCUUUUACAGAGGUGGGGGAAAACCAAAUGGAGCUUUUUAUGUCUUUCAGAAAUAAGAACUGAUCCCUGUCAGAAGAUCCAAAAUGCUCACACGCAAAACACUGAAGUAAUCUUUCCUAAUAGUUCUCUUGUGUUUGUGGGGGUGGGGAACGGAUAAUGUAUGCCUUGCAGUGGGAUCAGCCGUAUAGGAAUUUGAUCAGCGAUUGUCACAUCCUCCUGAGGAGCACCACAGGAAGCGCAAAAGGAAGGUGGGGAAAGCAAAACAAAGGUCCUCUUCAUAUUUUCAGAAUUCUGGUCUGGUAAUGCCCUUCUUCGUGAAGACCGCGUACACGAGCCAUUGGGAUAACAGACGUAAAUUUUCUCCUGUAACUGUGCACUUUUGAGGUUACAUGCAUUUUGGUUAGAGCAGUGUUUGGAUACCUCAGCAAGCGCAUGCGUAGUGGGGUGCUUUGUGUUGUACGUUGCAGAAGUUAGUGGGUGGGGGGGAUGUGAAAAUUGUUCUUCAGCUUCUUGCAGCAUGUAAGAUUCACAUAGCAAGCCUCCUGAAGAGACGACUACGAAAGCAUGCAAAGAGUGAACUGUGGCUAUUGAAUGUCCGGUGAGAAUUUGGAGUUUAGGCGAUGGGGGGGGGGGGGGGGGGGGUCCCUGUGUUGCUCUUCCAGUGCCGUGUCUCGCUAACAAGCAAGUCCUGCUGCCCAUCCGUGCUGGGAGAAUGAUCUGGUUCAGGGAGUAGAGCUGUACCUUUAACCCUCUGUUGCACUACGCUCAAUCUGUUCACACACCUGGUGUGGUAGCUAACGGAAUCGCACUGUUGGGUUUGCGCUCAGGUUUUCCAAUACCAGGAGGUCCCGGUAGCUGACGCCUGGCAGCUCCUUCACUUGGUCCAGGAAGUCUUUCUUUUUUUUGCUUUGCUUCGAUUAUCAUUGAAAAUCUGUGCCACGUCCCUCCAAAACCAUUCCUUGCUGGUCUCUUGCCCAGUGUCCCUGAUGUCCGGCCGUCUAACGCAGCACCUCCACUUCGCUGUAACCGUAAGAGUGCCCGCAAGUGGCCUGUGGUUGGUGCACGAGUUUUUCCUCUCUUCUGCCUUCGUGGGUUGCCGUGAGUGUGUAUGUGUGUGUGUGUGCCAUGCAUUUCUCCCAGGGAAAGUGUCCCCCGCAAGCUUUACGCCACUAUGCGCUACCCACCUAAGCCCUCAAGUUGCGACUGUACCUGGUUUCUUCUCAAGAAUGUCAAGCAAGCAACCCGCUCUGCCCGUGCCAUUCCUAUGCUCUGGUUCUGUUAACACUGUCGUAAGCCUUUGUGUUGGGUUUUUAAUCUUUGCACCACCUUUCUGUGUAGCAAGAUUGUUUUUGGAAUGGUUUGUUGCCAGCUGGCCAGUUAGUCAUUUGCGCUAUUUCUACGGUUUGCGUUGUGUUUUGGGGAGGGGAAUUGUGGGUUCUGUUUCAGUAGACCCUGGGUGGUGUCGCUUUAAAGAGGCCCUGCUGCUGUAUUCGGCACCGUGGAUGUCCUCUUGGCAUGAAAGAUGUUCCAGCGGGCCUUCGUCUCUGAGGGGUGUAAUGCGUGCACAGGAAAGUCUGGCGUGCCGUGGAUUCAAGGCGGCUGGGGGAACGAGCAAGAGCUUAGUGGAGGGUCGGCACCUCGUGGUUCCUAGAGGGAGGCAGCUUGCUUUGGCCCGGGGGUAGCAGCGAGGUGUCCUUGGCGCGGACCUGGGGGUGUCUUCGCUGCUGUCUCGGUUGAAGCGGUCGUCGUUCCCUGGGGAAGAGGUUCCACCGUCCAGUGGGAAGGAGCAGGUCGUCACCGUAGGGGGAUGCAGACUUCGCGGAGGACUUUGGAGGCUUUUGCCGUGUCUACGUCGCCGAGAUGUUCAACGGUAGUGUCACCUAGUGUCCGCCUCGCUGCGUAAACGUCGAGUCACCGUUGCCGCGCACCGCUGCCGUGUUUCAUCGUUCGUUCGGAAGAGCAGGACUUAAUGUACGCGAGGAAGCGUCCGCUGAAUCUCAUUAUGAAGCAAAGUGCUGUUGUAUGGAAGUUGAUCUCUGUGUGCAAUUGGUAGAAAGUACAAAAUGAGCACUUGUCAACGCAAUGAAGUGCUAGGGUUCAAAGGCAGUUACAGGCUUCAAAGCAAUAAGCCUAUGGUGUUCAGUGCACCGUAAACACAUUUGAUUUGUCAGCAGAAAUGUGCUGUGUAAUGUAAAUGUAAUCAGUCAAAUCUGUUGUGAACAUAAAUUGUGCACUCUUUAGGGCUCAGUGCCAUACGAGCAGAUUUGCUAUGUAAUCCAGGUGUUGCAAUGGAAUCUAUUUGUCGUGAACAUAGUCAGUCGAGUGCCAUAUAAAAAAAAUUGCUAUGCCAACAGUAGUAUGCUACAUGAUCCGAAUGUAAUCAGUUGAAUCGGUUCGACAAAUUGGUGUGGAAACUAGCUAGUUCAGACUACAACAGACAACGUAGGACAACAGAGUUGCAAUUAACAUCACCCGUGAGAUGAUGCAGAUUGGCUAUAUCAAGCCUGGUGUUUGCACGGCGGUGCUAGAACUAGACCGAACGACAGGCACAAACCUCUUGGAAUAUUGUUUCAAAUUAGGUCUUAAUGAGUGAAAGCGCACCUCAUUCUGUGAAUGUGCAUUUGAUAUCUGUAUUCACGUUGAAAAUCUAUUUUUUUGCCAAUCAGUAGUAUUCAUUUCAGCACAUUGUAAACUUUCGUGGAGGCGUACAAUAGCAGGAAUUUUUUCCACAGUCCACUUUGUAUAUAGAUAACCGUGUGAUUUUGUCCAUGAACUCAGCUCACUAAAACUGGACACUUACUGCAACUAGCAGGCAUUGCUACAAAAAUUCAACCACAAUUAUUUUACGUGAAAAGCAAUUACGCAGUCCAAACACAUGUGAAAAGCAAAUUGCAAGAUAUCUUUGUAGUCUUUUUGACUCUGACCAGCUUACUGUAAAACAGGACAGGACACUUGCUGUUAAUUAGCAGAUAUUCAUUAUGAGAAAAUGAAAUAUUGUGUGAAAAGCAAAAUGCAAGACGUUAGUAAUUUUGACCAUAAGCUUGGCUCACUGUACAACAGGACACUUGCCAUAGCUAUUAGAUAUUCACGAGAAAACUAAAUAGUACGUGAAAAGCAAAUUGCAAGAUGUUUGUUGUAAUAUUGACCAUAAGCCCAGUUCGCUGUGCCAGGUAUUCACUAUGAGAAAACGAAAUAUUACGUGAAAGGCAAAUUGCAAGAUGUGUUUGUUGUAAUAUGGACCAUAAGCCCAGUUCGCUGUGACAGGUAUUCACUAUGAGAAAACGAAAUAUUACGUGAAAAGCAAAUUGAAAGAUGUGUUUGUUGUAAUAUGGACCAUAAGCAAAGUUCGCUGUAAAACCGGACAGGACACUUGCUGUAGCUGCCAGGUAUUCACUAUGAGAAAGCGAAAUAUUACGUGAAACGCAAAUUGCAAGAUGUGUUCGUAAUAUCGACCAUAAGCUCAGUUUGCUGUAAAACAGGACAGGACACUUGCUGUAGCUACAAGGUAUUCACUUUGAGACAACGAAAUAUUACAUGAAAAGCAAAUUGCAAGAUGUGUGUUGUAAUAUUGACCAUAAGCCUACUUCGCUGUAGCUGCCAGGUCUUCACCAUGAGAAAAGGAAAUAUUACAUGAAAUGCAAAUUGCAAGAUGUGCGUUUUUUGGUUGGUCGCAUUCUUUCCCAUAUAACAUGAGUCUGCCAUACUCAUUCAACUUUGACCUUAUGCAAACCAUGCAUUGGACAUAAACAUGCUAUAGUUGAGCAAAAUUUGCAAUGGAAAUUUCAUACAAUGCACAUGCGAAAGGUAUUCAAUGGAUAGUUUAAGUGAAAUGGAGCUUGUGAAGAAUAUUGCAACAUGUACCUAAUUUAACAUCGGUCAUCAUCGGUGUAUAAUUCUAGAGAAUGAGGCUGUUAGCACAUUCACCAGAGGGUAUUCAUCCUAGUUCAUGUAGAAAGUUAAAAUGUUAAAUCCGGUUUGUUGGUGCACAGUUAAGCGCAUUCUUUUGUUCAAAGUUCUUCAUCCACAAUGUGUAAUUGUGCAGUUGCACUCAUACCUGUACCUCAUGUUUCCACAAGCGUCAUUGUGAUCAUUUUUCGUAAAGCGUUCACGUUCUGCCGUACCAUGCUCAUCAUUACAGCAAAUUUGUAGCUACUGUCACCCGUUGCAGAUAAUUGAAACGCAAGGAAACAUUUUCUUCCAUACCAUUAACUAUAGCAGCAAAUAACUUUGUUGUGUUGCAAUUUUUCUGUGAAUGUUCCCUCAGUAGGGCAUUCGUCUCUUAACUGUUCGAAGCGCUUAGACGGCAUAGGAAGUGUAGUGUAGCAAGCUUUACAUAAUACUGCAUUCUGUUGCGUAAAAUCGAAUACAGUGCCUGUAUAUCAGUCCAAUUGUUCGGCAUCCCGCGUUCCGCUAAAUUCCUGCUAACGCGUUUAAAUAUCCCGAUUUGUAAGACUUUCACUAUUCCAAUUUUGGAGUAGCUAAGCAUUCUACUGCAGUACAGUGCAUAUAUUUUUGAGCCGUGGAGUCUCUCUCCCCAUUGUGGAAUAUAUUUGUACAUAUAAAUUUGCUACAUAGAUUUGUUUGAGAGUUAGUUCCAGCGAAAAUUCCUCUCGAUAUUCAUUUAGUAUUCUUCGUCGUUAUUCGUUUGAUAUGUUUGUUCGUGACCAUUCGGACUGCGCAGUUUAUUACUGAAUACUUGGUUUUCGGUUGUAUCAUCUUCACAGACAUGACAUUUCAUUACCUCAUUGAAAUGCAAUGACCCUACUGUAUCAGCUCUCAUGGAACUUAAGAAAAGCAUUACCACCGAAUCUGAGCUGUACCAACAGUUCAAAUAUGGACAAAGUUCGAUUAAAGAAGAAAAAGAAAAAAAGCCCUCAAUCAAACCAAUUGGGAGGCAGUGGUGUGGAUAGGGGCAGGUGUAGGGGAGGAGGAGCCUGCCACUAGAAAAAUAAAACCUUCUCAACUUGUUCAGUGUUGUGCACUUGUCUCUUGAGUGUUACGUUGUCAGGGUUUUGGGGGCGCACAUGGAUUUUUUCUUUAUGCAGAGUUUGACCAAGUGCGUUGUGACUAGGGCAUUGUAAUGCACAAAGUCAUUGUGAAGGCGAUGUGUAGGACUUCAAAGAUUUUGCUAAUACGACGUGAAAUAACAUUCCCCUGACUGCAGGUCGUACUCGUCAGCAAUAUAUAUAUGAUCUUGUGCGAAUUGUGCAAAUGUGUCUCCUUGGGUUUUGACUACAACAUACUGACAUUCGUUAUCAGUGACUCAGUGCAGAUUAGUGCGGGUCAUGGACAGCUUUUUUGUUUUGGGUGGGGGGGAUGUUGCUUGAGGGGGGGGGGGGGGGUUUGAUGUGGAAAAUUCGUUUUGUAGAAUGUUACAGCACAAAAGGUGCGACACCAUGGACGCGUGUCCAGUAUGUCAACGGUCCAGGGAGUACAGCUGUACUUCACCAUUUUACGUUAAGCUAAUCAGGAUGGUGUAAUGACUAUUUUGGUUUGCGUUCAGGUUGGGCAAAACAGGCCAGCAGCUGGCUCAUGGCUACUACUCAACACUUGGUCCAGGAAGUCAUUUAAAAAGUCUUACUAGGCGGUUAAUAUUACACAAAUCCGGACCACAUAUUCCAGAAAUGCUGAAUUUCUUACACAGUGCACCUACCACGUCGACUUUGCUGUCCUAGCAGGAGACACAAGUCGCAAAGUGGCCCUUGGUCGACGGCUCCAGCCCUCGUAGGGUGCUGUGAGUGUUUUUUUUUUAGUGUUAGCAAAUGUGUUGUGUAGUUUCUCCCAGGGGGAACCCCCUCACGAUCUGCCGUCGAGUUCCAAGGUCCACCGCCUGGUACCUCGAGUUCCGGGGCACUCUCCCGUCGUAAGCUUUUACUUGUUUUCUACGUGCCGGGUAAAAAGUCUAGAAAGCUGUCGUGUAUGCUGGAGAUAGAUUACUCUUGUGAGCGAUCAGAAACUGCGUGAAAGGAAGUAAUUUUUCUGUGUGUAGUGUCGCUGCUAUGCGAGACGUCGGGAACAGUGGUUUGUCCAGAAUCCCAAGCACGGAGGGGUGUUGGAAAAAAAAAGGGGGGGGUCAUCAUUACAGCUUACCAUAUCAUUACUGACGUGUCUAAAGGUGAAAUCACAAGGGCACCCACAGUAGGGGGCGCACAGGUGAAAAAGUUGGGGGGGGGGGUUUACGGGGGGGCGGGUCUGGAUAAAUCACUGGUCGAGAAUAAAGGUUCAGGAUUCGCGAUGCUGAAUAGGGAGGCUGCGAGGUUACUGAAUACCGAGCUCCUGAUAGCACUUGCAACAAUACGGUGGUUCCAUAAUUAGUGUAAUGUCAACUGUAGUGCUCGUCCGUAUGACGUUAGAAAUUCUCAUGCUGUGGGCCAGUACGCGGAAGAGGCGUUUUGCCGUGAGACUUAUUACGUUGAAAAUUCGCAUCCCGUGAGCCAGUAUUCGAGAAAGACGUUUUGUUGUCUGCGAGACUUAUUGCAGUGAGUUUUAUCAGCCAGUACGCGGAAGAGUGGUUUUUGUCGUGUGAGGCGUAUGUUGAAAAUUUGGGCGUUUUGUCGUGUGGGCGUAUUACGUUGAAGAUUCGUAUACUGUGAGCCAGUACUUGAGAAAAAGACGUUUUGUUGUCUGCGAGACUUAUUGCAGCCAGUACGCGGAAGAGGGUGAUGCCUAUUACGUUGAAAAUUCGUCCGUUUUGUAGUGAGAGAGACGUAUUACGUUGAAAAUUCGUAUACCGUGAGCCAUUAUUCGAGAAAGGCCCUUUUUUUUUCUUUUUUUGUCUGCGGGGCUUACUGCAACCAGUUUUAUCAGCUAGUACGUGGAAGAUGGGCUUUGUCCAUAUUACAUUGAAAAUUCGUCCGUUUUGUAGUGCGAGAGACGUAUUACGUUGAAAAUUCGUAUACCGUGAGCCAUUAUUCGAGAAAGGCCCUUUUUUUUCUUUUUUUGUCUGCGGGGCUUACUGCAACCAGUUUUAUCAGCUAGUACGUGGAAGAUGGGCUUUGUCCAUAUUACGUUGAAAAUUCGUCCGUUUUGUAGUGCGAGAGACGUAUUACGUUGAAAAUUCGUAUACCGUGAGCCAUUAUUCGAGAAAGGCCCUUUUUUUUCUUUUUUUGUCUGCGGGGCUUACUGCAACCAGUUUUAUCAGCUAGUACGUGGAAGAUGGGCUUUGUCCAUAUUACGUUGAAAAUUCGUCCGUUUUGUAGUGCGAGAGACGUAUUACGUUGAAAAUUCGUAUACCGUGAGCCAUUAUUCGAGAAAGGCCCCUUUUUUUUCUUCAUUUUUUGUCUGCGGGGCUUACUGCAACCAGUUUUAUCAGCUAGUACGUGGAAGAUGGGCUUUGUCCAUAUUACGUUGAAAAUUCGUCCGUUUUGUAGUGCGAGAGACGUAUUACGUUGAAAAUUCGUAUACCGUGAGCCAUUAUUCGAGAAAGGCCCUUUUUUUUUCUUUUUUUGUCUGCGGGGCUUACUGCAACCAGUUUUAUCAGCUAGUACGUGGAAGAUGGGCUUUGUCCAUAUUACGUUGAAAAUUCGUCCGUUUUGUAGUGCGAGAGACGUAUUACGUUGAAAAUUCGUUUACCGUGAGCCAUUAUUCGAGAAAGGCCCUUUUUUUUUCUUUUUUUGUCUGCGGGGCUUACUGCAACCAGUUUUAUCAGCUAGUACGUGGAAGAUGGGCUUUGUCCAUAUUACGUUGAAAAUUCGUCCGUUUUGUAGUGCGAGAGACGUAUUACGUUGAAAAUUCGUAUACCGUGAGCCAUUAUUCGAGAAAGGCCCCUUUUUUUUCUUCAUUUUUUGUCUGCGGGGCUUACUGCAACCAGUUUUAUCAGCUAGUACGUGGAAGAUGGGCUUUGUCCAUAUUACGUUGAAAAUUCGUCCGUUUUGUAGUGCGAGAGACGUAUUACGUUGAAAAUUCGUUUACCGUGAGCCAUUAUUCGAGAAAGGCCCUUUUUUUUUCUUUUUUUGUCUGCGGGGCUUACUGCAACCAGUUUUAUCAGCUAGUACGUGGAAGAUGGGCUUUGUCCAUAUUACGUUGAAAAUUCGUCCGUUUUGUAGUGCGAGAGACGUAUUACGUUGAAAAUUCGUAUACCGUGAGCCAUUAUUCGAGAAAGGCCCCUUUUUUUUCUUCAUUUUUUGUCUGCGGGGCUUACUGCAACCAGUUUUAUCAGCUAGUACGUGGAAGAUGGGCUUUGUCCAUAUUACGUUGAAAAUUCGUCCGUUUUGUAGUGCGAGAGACGUAUUACGUUGAAAAUUCGUAUACCGUGAGCCAUUAUUCGAGAAAGGCCCUUUUUUUUUCUUUUUUUGUCUGCGGGGCUUACUGCAACCAGUUUUAUCAGCUAGUACGUGGAAGAUGGGCUUUGUCCAUAUUACGUUGAAAAUUCGUCCGUUUUGUAGUGCGAGAGACGUAUUACGUUGAAAAUUCGUUUACCGUGAGCCAUUAUUCGAGAAAGGCCCUUUUUUUUUCUUUUUUUGUCUGCGGGGCUUACUGCAACCAGUUUUAUCAGCUAGUACGUGGAAGAUGGGCUUUGUCCAUAUUACGUUGAAAAUUCGGGCGUUUUGUCGUGUGAGACGUAUUAUGUUGAACAUUCGGGCGUUUCGUCGUAUCCAGCGACUUAUUACGUAGAACAUUCGGGCGUUUCAUCGUAUCCAGCGACUAUUACGUUGAAAAUUCGUGCGCCGUGAGCCAGUACUCGGAGGAAAAAUGUUUUGUCGCCUGCAACACUUAUUGCAAUCAGUUUUAUCAGCCAGUACGCGGAAGAUGGGCUUUGUCGUGUUAGGCAUAUUACGUUGAAAAUUCGUAUACCGUGAGCCAGUACGAGAAAGAGGCAUAUAGUCUGUUUUAGAGAGCAACCCGAAACGUGACGGCCACGGAAGAUACUGAAAGCAGUGUCAAAGUGAGCGGUAUGGUAGGCACUUACUCCUCAGUUGUGUCUUUACCUGGUAGACUGACGGGAGGUCGCUCAGUCCGAAAGCGCCACUGAAAUCUGUCGACGAGGCACUCGUAAUCUCGUUUCAUAAGGUUGUAUUCGCCACCGCAAUCAGGUCACCGGCAGCGGCGAGUCGCGUGCUAUGGAUCACAGUUACUUCGAGAAAGCGAAUCUGAAUCUUUGAGGCAGGAUUACGAAAGAAUGCCUACUAGUCAGGCUCCAGUGAAUCCUUCGGAUCUAGCGCCCUUUUGCCACGAUCGGGUGAAGAACUAACUGAAGGGUCGACCACCCGUUUAGCUCUGGCGACAAAUGUUACGGGUUAAAGUACUUUCCGUAAAAAUAUUAUGCUAGCUAGUUGAAAACCGUGCGUGCAAAGAACACUCUUAUCCACCUGGCUCUAGACAAAUGUCAUCAAGUGUCACACAAGCACUGAAAGAAGUUAGCUCGCCGAAAAACUGAUAACGCGAAGAAAAGCACUUAGUGUUCGAGUUGCUGUUAGAUAUGGCGUGCAUAGUCAAAUGCCUACAGGUUCAAUUUCGGCUGACGCAAGUAGGGUCAGACUUUUCCGGACGUAUAUGAUAUCUUCUGAGGUCCGUUUUCGGUCGGAAUCUUGUCUAUGGGGACUCGUUUAUCCAGUCAUCGGAAGGCACUCUCCUCUGAUUUGUGAGCAGGGGGAAAAUUCUUUCGCAGCAACACUGCAGUUCAGUGUAAAUCUGAAGGUCACACGUAUUUGAUUGUUAAGCCUUGCAGGUGGUCAGAUUGAUUCUUUAUUUUCAAAUGCACAUAAUUAUGUACAGUAGAAGCGGGACUGUCAGGGCGAACCUUGUGGUAGUACAGUAGAACCGGAUUUCCAGGCCACCCUCUGGUUUAAGUCUAGUCCCUCCGCAAAGCUGGGUAGACACACGCUGAUCAUGGGAGACAUCAAAUUCGCAUCCAAUUAUGACUGAAUUUUAUAGUCUGCGCUUUCGCCGUUGUGACGAUGCCAAGCAAUCACGCCAUUCGAGACCAAGCUUGAUUAAGUUGCCGUGGAACCGAAGCCGAAUGUAAACAUGUGUUGGAUGAAAUUCUUCGUUCUACUUUUAAAUUAGUCCAGCAGCAGACCUCAGUCCGGAAAAGUGAGACCCCAUUUGCAAAGCAUGAUUAGCACAUGUGUGGGUGGUUUCCGGGGGGGAUGGUGGAUUCAGUUUCAGUUCGGCAAGGACCUGUCAGCGGUGUGGGGUGUUCUGUGAGUGGCAAAGGCCAGGAAGUCUGGUGGAGGGCCAAGGUCACGGGCAAGCACCUAGCGUAGGACAUCACAGGGCUUCUAGAAGGCAACCGACGUGGAGUGUGAGCGUGUCGACCUAGAGGUUCUAGAGGGCCGUGGCCACCGUGCACGGGGGAAGAGGUUCCGCGCUGUCGUCAGGUCAAGCAUGUUGAUGCUGAAGAGGUCACCGUGUAAGGUUAAUCUCGGCGGAAGGCAUUCCAUCUAACGUCGUCGAGUCGCCUUGAAGCCAUCUAGAGUCUGGGGUUAUCUUCAGGAGUCACCUUGAAGUAGUCAUCUAGAGCCCGGGGUAGUCAGGAGUCACCUUGAAGUAGUCAUCUAGAGUCCGGGGUAGUCUUCAGGAGUCACCUUGAAGUGUCAUCUAGAGUCCGGGGUAGUCUUCAGGAGUCACCUUGAAGUAGUCAUCUAGAGUCCGGGGUAGUCUUCAGGAGUCACCUUGAAGUAGUCAUCUAGAGUCCGGGGUAAUCUACAGGCUUCAUGAGGACGUCGUAUUCACCGCCAGUGGAUCGGGAAGUUUCGUAGAAAAUUGUCACCAGCGCAGUCGGUCGUGUCAGUACGGACGCUGUAAUGGAAAACUGUAGUGGUCGUUCCUCAAACUUAAUCGGCUGCAUUUGCCAAGCUUAGCAUUUAGUAUAGCGAAAACAAUGGACAGAUUUCGAAACGCCUAGCAGGGCGAUUCUGAUUGCCCAAGGAAACACGUUAGAGUAAAAGUAAGAUCGGUAAUGCCAAAUUAUACAUAUUUGCGAUUGGCGUCUGUCGGAAUGUGUGGAUCCAUCGAAAAAACUAGUUUUUCAAUUUCAUGCCUUUUCAGUAUUGGUUUCGUCGCUCGAAAAUACCGAAGGGUGAUUGAACUGUACUGCACUUGAUUGAGCUGUAAGCCCGCAGCAUUUUAAUAAGCAUUGUCUGGCUUCAGGCUAAGCUAAAGUAUGCACUGCACUAAAAGUAUGCCUAAGCUACCACUGUAUAUUACAGGAGUGUAAGCAAAGUAGCAUUUGAUUAUUUGCCUAAUAUGUAAGGUGGAAACAUUAGCAUGGUACUUCGAUUGUUUUAUGUAGAAAUUCUAUUGCAAGUAGAAUGACAAGGAGUGGAAAGGGGCAGGUGUAGGGGAGAAGGGAGCCUGCCAAAAAAGUUUAAAUAAAAAUGACUGCCUUAACGGAA